Molecule: messenger RNA, 1117 nt
Organism: Prosopis cineraria
Lineage: Eukaryota; Viridiplantae; Streptophyta; Magnoliopsida; Fabales; Fabaceae
Product: probable polygalacturonase At3g15720
Exons: 7
Coding region: 1-1017 (338 amino acids)
Biological process (GO): carbohydrate metabolic process
Molecular function (GO): polygalacturonase activity
Source: RefSeq, a predicted model, not a curated record
AUGGUACCGUCUGGUUAUUCUUUUUUAUUAAGUCAAACCAAUUUUAAGGGUCCCUGCUCCUCUAGCAAACCUCAUAUUCAGAUUCUGGGGACUCUAAGAGCACCUCAUAAAGAUGCAUGGGGAGGAUGCUCAAAAAUGUGGUUAAGUAUCUCAGGGGUCAAGGGUUUGACUGUUGAUGGGUCGGGCACAGUUGAUGGUCAAGGUCAAGCUUGGUGGGCUGACCCCCAAGUGCUUGACCGAUGCGGCGAACUACCUGCGGGGAUCCAGUUUUUUCACUGUGAUGGGCUUCAAAUGAGUGGGCUGGCUCAUAUUAAUGGGCCCGGGUCACAUGUGAAAGUGGAUCAAAGCAACGACGUAACGAUUUCGCAUCUGACCAUAACCUCGCCGAAAGACAGUCCCAAUACGGACGGAAUAGAUGUGGCAAAUGCAGAACGUGUAUCUAUCCAGAACUGUAUCAUCCGCACAGGCGACGACUGCAUCGCAAUCAAAGGCGGCUCGCAUUUCAUCAACAUUACGGAGAUUCAUUGCGGACCUGGUCAUGGAAUCAGUGUGGGGAGUUUAGGGCGGAACGGAGCGGAAGAGCACGUAGAAGACAUAAGGGUGUGGAAGUGCAACAUCGAAGGAGGUGAAAGCGCUGCGAGAAUCAAGACAUGGCCGGGAGGGAAGGGAUACGCGAGGAGAAUCUCCUUCGAACAUAUCACAGUAAGCGAAACCAGAGAGCCAAUACUGAUAGACCAGCACUACGAUCACAGAGGAGAGGAGAAGGAAGCGGUGAGAGUGAGCGAGGUAGGGUUCAGGGACAUAAGAGGGACGUGCGUGGACGAGAGAGCGAUCGUGCUGGACUGUGCGAUGGUGGGAUGUAGGGACAUACAAGUGGAGGGGAUAGAGAUAAGGUCGAUGGAUCCAGAAAAGCCAGCCUCUGCCAUCUGCAAUCACGCUUAUGGCUCGGCUCGUGACUCUUCACCUCCGGUCUCUUGCCUCUCUCGCUAUCUCCGGCCCCUUCUAUCACUUGUCUGAAUUACCAUUUCUUGCUUUCACUUUUUCCUCCCCAUGCUACCAAUUAAGUUGAGUCAUUAAGAUGGAAAACCUGAGGAUACUAAUUGACAGCUUCUUAACA